AUUAUUAUCUGGAUUAUUAUUAACUACGGUGUCGACUAUCGUCAAGAAAUUACGUUUUUCCCCCCACAAUGUACCAUACUUUACACGGACGUUUAUGUAGCAUGUGAACAUGGAGUCUAUGCGCGCAAACAUAAUAGGGAAGUCAACCGCGUUGUUUUUCUCAUCGUUCUCAAUUUCUACUGGCUUCUUUAAGAAUUCACGGCCUCUCGGUGACGAUUUCGACCAAUCGCAGACCAGUGCGCAUGAUGCGCGCGCCAAGUGCAAACCCAACGCCGAGAAUUCGUCUUUUUUCUAAAGGGGCGUAUUUUUCUUGCCAAUUUAAUUACAAACCAACGUUCAAUGCACCCGAUACAUUCUGCAAUAAUGUCAGGCGCCUAUUUGAAACACUCGGGCACCAUGUCAAGGUGUUAGUGUUGUGUAAAGAGCGGAGAUGUGUGUUUAGAAACGUUUUUGUGGGAAGUCUCUUCAAUGGAGGGUUGAGGAAGCCCGUCUUGCUACAGAAGAGGACGCUGUCGCUCCUGGAUAUGACCGGCAUUCUCUGUCGUUUCGAGCGAUCGAUAAAAGAGUACUUAUGUCCAUUCGUAUUUUAGCAUUUGUAUAGAGGACCACUCCAAUGAGGAAGUUAAGAAAACGAGUUGGCCAAUCCCGGGCUGGAGGCUUUGGGAGAGGAAUGGUCAGAGGAAAGGAUCAGGGUCAGGUUGGUCCAUCCAGCCUCGCUGACACAGACGCUUUGCUCUGUCCACCUUCUCCAUGCAGACUGAACUUCUCUACAACCAGAGACACACUUACAUAUGCACAGGCUCAGAAAAUGGUGGAGAUUGAGCUGGAAGGACGGCUCCACCGGAUCAACAUCUGUGACCAGCUCUCUGUUGUAACAGAAGACGAGAUGCUGGCUCAGGAUCUGACGGAAUGCAACAGUAACAAAGAGAACAGUGAGCAGAGACAGGGAAACAAACAGACCACAUCUAAAAGCAAGAGGAAAGAUGGCAAACACACAGCCAAAAAGAAAUCAAGCUCUCAAUAUGGCUUGCAAAACCAGGUGGCUCAUAACCAAACCCCCUUGCCUAAGCCUACGUUUCGUAAUGUGGACACUUUCACGGCUUCAGAGGCUCCUCCUCUUCCUGUGGCUUAUUACCGCUUCAUGGAGAAGUCUGGGGAAGAGCUGGACAAUGAAGCAGAGUAUGACAUGGAUGAGGAGGACAUGGCUUGGCUAGAGAUGGUCAAUCAAAAGCGUGUGUCCGAUGGACACGCUUCAGUCCCCCCUGACACGUUCGAGUUACUGAUUGACCGACUUGAGCGCGAGUCCAUUUUGGAGUCCCGCAGCCAGACGCUGUCUCAGAGCACCAUCGACGAAGAUGCCUACUGUUGCGUUUGCCUCGACGACGAGUGUCUCAACAGCAACGUCAUCCUGUUCUGCGACAUCUGCAACCUCGCUGUGCACCAGGAAUGCUAUGGGGUGCCUUACAUCCCCGAGGGUCAGUGGCUGUGCAGGCGCUGUCUGCAGUCUCCGUCUCGUCCCGUCGAUUGCGUCCUCUGCCCCAAUCGGGGAGGUGCAUUCAAGCAAACCAGUGAAGGAAGCUGGGCCCAUGUCAUCUGUGCCAUAUGGAUCCCUGAAGUGUGCUUUGCCAACACGGUGUUCCUGGAGCCUGUGGAGGGAGUGAAUAACAUUCCUCCUGCGCGAUGGAAGCUCACCUGUUACCUGUGCAAGCAGAAAGGCAGGGGAGCAUCUAUUCAGUGCCACAAAGCGAACUGCUACAGGGCAUUUCAUGUUACUUGUGCCCAGAGAGCUGGGCUCUAUAUGAAAAUCGACCCUGUGCGGGAGACUGGCGCCAAUGGCACCACUUUUACUGUGAAGAAGACUGCUUUUUGCGAGAAUCACUCGCCUCCUGGGAUGGAGACCGAGGGGGAUGAAGACAACGGAUUGGUUGGGGGCAGGGGUAACAGAGGUCAGAGGUCAUACACAUUAGUACCUUCACUGCAGCAAAGCCAGAAUGGGCGGAAAAAAGGUUCUGCUUCACAACAGAAGAAAACACAGAAGAAUCCAUCAGGAACCUCGCGGAAGACAGGAGUGCCGCUCCUGCUGGUGCCGCAGAUACCGUCCUUUCGGCUCAACAAGAUUUGCACAGGGGUUUCUGUUGAAAGGAAGAAUCAGUUUAUGCAGAGGCUCCACAAUUACUGGCUGCUAAAGCGUCACUCUCGGAAUGGAGUGCCGCUCAUCCGCCGGCUCCAUUCUCAUCUACAGGCUCAGAAGUCAGAGCAGAGAGAGCCAGAUGCAAAGUUGCAGGCAGUCAGAGAAGAGCUAAAGUACUGGCAGAAGCUUCGUCAGGACCUGGAAAAAGCUCGACUUCUUAUUGAGCUCAUAAGAAAGAGGGAGAGGCUUAAAAGAGAACAGAUGAAACUUCAGCAGGCUGUGCUGGAGCUGCAGCUCACCCCGGCGCUGGUGUUUCUGCGCUCUACACUGGAGCAGCUGCAGGAGAAAGACACUGAUCAAAUUUUCACCUCACCGGUCAAUUUGAAGGAGGUUCCAGACUAUCUGGAGUUUGUUUCUGAGCCGAUGGACUUCUCUACGAUGCACGACAAACUAGAGGCCCAUAAAUACUCAUCGGUGGCUGACUUGGAAAGUGAUUUCAAUCUCAUGAUAUCCAACUGUCUGAGAUACAACUCCAAUGACACAGUGUUCCACAAAGCUGCCAUGCAACUUCGGGAGGUGGGCGGAGCUAUUCUGAGACACGCCCAACUUCAGGCUCUCAGCAUAGGCCUUGAUCCCAGCACAGGCAUGCACCUGCCAGAACAGGCCAGCAAACACAACGCCACGGUCUCCUGGUGGGAUGAAGUUGACUUGCUCUUGGACCCUGAAAAUCGUGUGCACAUGUGUCGUGAGGAGCAGCUGAAAACCCUGCUGGACAAACUGGAUCUGGUGGCAUCUAUGCGCACCAGCGGAGGUCGCACAAAACGCAUGCGCCUGCUGCGCAGAGAAAUCAACAGCCUCCGUCACAAAAUCAGCCACCGGGACCGCAACUCACGACUGCUGAAUGGGAAAAUUAAAGGGGAAAAGAUGGAUUACAUAACCUCCAACACAGAUUUAAAGAAAUCAACAUCCCAAAAAGUGCAGGAACCCACUUGUCCGGCCUCUUCACCUUUACCUGGAGAUGCUCCACCAAACCCGCCCAUGUUCUGCCUUGAGAUGGGACGGACCACCACUCCAGCAGAGUCAAAUAAACCUGGAAACAGAAAACGGAGGGCAAAAGGAAAAGAAAGAGGUCUGAAAGAAAAUCAUGAUCAGACUUUAGAAGAUGACGAGAGCUUCCAGGAUGCAGUGAUCAGGGUUUCCUCCACAGAGAACCCAUCAGAUUUGCCCAAGAUGGGUGUGGGUCGUCGGACGUCGGUUCUCUUUAAGAAAGCUAAAAAUGGAACCAGACUAACAAAGGACAAGCCUGUUUUAUUGCAAAAUGGAGUCAGCAAAGCUGAAAAUGAUGUAUCGCUGAAGCAGACCACACCAGCCAAAUUAUUGUCAGCACCACCAGCCCCAAAAUCACCCCCUCCGUCCCCUCAUCAGCUGAGGUCCAGAGGACUGAGUACAUGCUCGGAUGGAGAAGGAGAAAAGGCCCACUCUUCACCUGAAGAAAACGGCAUCACAAAUGGACUCAAGAGACAGAGCAGCAACUCAUCAGAUUCAGAAAGCUGCACUCCCACCUUCCCAGCUCACAGUUCCUCACCUCCAAAACGAAGUCGUGGUAAACCAGCUCUCAGCAAAGUUCCUGUCGGUGAGGACGUGAAUGGAGUUUCUAAUGCAAGCAAAGAAACUUCUCAGAAUGAUGAGAUGGAACCUCUUACCUUGGUUUGGGCAAAAUGUCGUGGAUACCCCUCAUACCCUGCAAUGAUUGUCAAUCCUAAUAUGCCCCGGGAAGGAAUUCUUCACAACGGCAUUCCCAUCCCAGUGCCUCCAGCAGAUGUUUUGGAUCUGGGUAAACGAAGACAAGAGGAGACAGAGGAGAAGUUCUUUCUUGUGCUGUUUUUUGAUACAAAAAGAACCUGGCAGUGGCUGCCGUUGGACAAGCUCCAUCACAUGGGCAUUGACGACACUGUUGACAGGCUGCGUCUGAUGGAGGGCAAGAAACCGAAUGUGCGCAAGUCAGUACACAUGGCAUAUGACAGGGCGAUGACACACCUGAGCCACGUGAAGGAAAACUCAACCUUUAACCCCUCAAAUUUUAUAUAAAAGACUUUUAUAAAAGUGCCCCUAUUAUGGAUUUUUUAAAAUCACCUUUCAUGCAGUGUGUUACACAGCUCUGAGUGAAUGAAAACAUCCUGCAAAGUUUUACAUCUGAAAGAGCACCGUUUAUAAAGUCACUGUCUCUCAAAAGAAAGAGUCGACUCUGAAUCAUUGAAAUUAGUCAUUUUAAAAACCAAUCCAAAGCCAUUGAUGUCAACAUGAAACAUUAGCAUAUUCCCCGCCCACUUGUUGGUCUUUUCCCGUUGGUCUGAAUGAAAAUGCAUAUGUAUUCUUUGCCACUAGGUGUUGCUUUAGGAGCAGUAAAAUAGCUGUUUCCCUGGUUACGCUGUAAACAAAGCAGCACUGCCUCACAAACACUGCUUUAUCAGGCAUUACAGGAAUGAUGAAAGGAAAAUUAGACCAAUCGGACCAAUCACCGCAGAUUAGCGUCACACAAAGGAGGAGCUUGGAAAAAUUAAUAAUUGAGCGAAUUGUCUGGGAGCCGUUGAGCAAAUAAUGAAAAAAAUAAAUGCAUAUUAUAAGACAACAAGUGUUUGACCUUGCAUGCAUGUCAACCUGUUGUUGGGGACUCCCAAAACCAAAAUAUGAACCUUUCAUCACAGGCAUAAUAGGGGCACUUUAAAUGUUUGUCUAAACUGACUGUAAGAUACCAAUGGAGGUACGUUCAUAACAUUCAGAUAUUUAUUGGUUUUUAUACCAGUGACAGGCAGAUUAAUAAGCUCUUUUUUUAAUAUAAUGUUUUCCUAUCCCUCAUAACUCAAGGCACAUCAUAAAUCAAUCCUGGUUAACUUUAAAUGUUCUCAUUCAACCAAGAUUUUAAGAAUGUGUUAAAUUCACUUAUUGUAACUGCACUUAUUUCUGUAUGUUGAAAUGUUUUGUUAAUUUUCGGCCGUUUUCUUGAAUGUGAAGUGAUAGUAUCACUUAUGUUGCCAAUGCACCAGAGUAUUUAGGGCAGUACAAUUCAGGAACUUUGUGCUAGAAUUUUGUUACGGUUUACUUGGAUAACCUUCUGGAUUUAGGAUGUGCACAAAAUGUUCUGUUCCCCUUAGAGCUGCUGGUUAAUCAUUCUAACGUGGUCAUAUAUACUUUUCGUCUUUAUCAGAUUCCAACUUCUGAGCGUCUGGUGUUUUACUACCACGGCGGUUUUAACCUACUGUGAGGUGCCACUAAAUGAAAUUAUUUGGCACUGCUUACACAGAGCUCUAUUUUGUGUCUUUUGUUAAGUUAAGAUGUGCCCUUUAUUUUAAAGAAAGACUGUGUUUGUUAAAAAGCUUGUAAUUGUGCGUGGAGAACACUGUGUAAAUAUAAAUGCAUGUAAUGUAGAAAAUAUGCACAGAUGUGUUUUUAAAAUCUGAAAUGUAAAUUAAUGACAAACUUUGUACAUGUCAUUUUAAUUUAUUGAGUGGUUAUGGAAAAGUUAUUUAAUAGUUAUUGAGAAGGUUUAACUUAACAGCUCUGUAGAGCUUUAUAUUGUUCAGAAGGCAUUACUGCUUUAAUGCAAUUGUUCCUUAGUGGUCUACCGUGAGAGAACAUUGUAGAGUAAAAUACCAUAUAGUCUCUUAGAUCAUGUACGCAGAGUAAAAGAGAAAUGUGUUUUUUUUAAAGCCUGUGAAAAAGCUAAUAGUACCAAACAAAAAAUGUCUGAAAUGAGAAAUAAAAACACUGUUGAGCUUA
Molecule: messenger RNA, 5908 nt
Organism: Carassius auratus (goldfish)
Lineage: Eukaryota; Metazoa; Chordata; Actinopteri; Cypriniformes; Cyprinidae
Gene: brpf3a
Product: bromodomain and PHD finger containing, 3a
Exons: 13
Coding region: 614-4219 (1201 amino acids)
Biological process (GO): regulation of transcription by RNA polymerase II
Molecular function (GO): protein binding
Source: RefSeq, a predicted model, not a curated record